UCUUAAAAAUAAGUUCUUGAAUACAUGUGUGUUGCUCCUUUAAAGUAAAUAGAUUUUAAAUAACAGCUUCAAAAACUACAGUUUUUUUACAAAAAGUUGUUCUAAAUAUGACGACAAUUGUAAAUACAGAAUUUUGGUUGGAUUUCAUUGCAAUAUACAGAAACCAUCCCGAAUUAUGGAAUGUUGGAAUAGAAAGUUACAAAAACAGAAUGUUGAAAAAUAAAGCGUACGAAAUACUUGCAAAAAAACUUAAAGAAAUUGAUCCUGCAGCUACAACCGAUACAGUAAGAAAAAAAAUAAAUAGCUUACGAAGCUGUUAUCGCCGAGAAUUAUUAAAAAUGAAUCGUAGAAAUAGUCGUCCUGGAAUAACAGAAGAUUUAAUGUAUGUACCAAAAUUGUGGUAUUUUAAUGAGCUUCAAUUUUUAGAAAAUGAAUUUAGAAAUGAAACAGUCAAAUCAACAGCAUCCACAUCCGUAUCAGAGGAUGAAAUUUAUGAAAGUUAUUAUAAGAGUAAUUAUGAAGAAGAAAUAGACGAACCGCCCGAGAAAAAAAUAAGAGAAUCAUCAAUAAAAAGAAUCAAACGUGAGUUUUUCGAAAGCUCAGCUGCAGAGGAUUCAAAACAAUAUAAAUCCUUCGACGACAGGGAUGAAGCGGAUAUUUUUUCCCAGACUUGGGCAGUUAUGUAUAGAAAACUUUCCGCAGAUCAACAGAUGUAUGCCAAAAAAGCGAUUGACGAAGUGCUGUUUUUUGGUCAGUUAGGUAAACUGGCGUUAAAUUCUUUCCAAAUUGUAACUCAACUAGAAAAUAGUAACGAAAACGAAGAUUCGAAUUUGUCUUUCUCAGAGUAAUACUGUGGUAAAAUAAUUUUAUUUGGAAUAGUUUAAAUUACAAUUACUUAUUAAUAAAAAUAAAAAUUUCAUAGUUUCAUAUUUAAUUUUAAAUAAAUUUAAUGUUAAUUUUUCAAUUUGAA
Messenger RNA from Condylostylus longicornis, 970 nucleotides. RefSeq lists its product as uncharacterized. The record is from RefSeq and is a predicted model, not a curated record. The transcript is spliced from 2 exons. The coding region runs from base 108 to 848 and encodes 246 amino acids. Lineage: Eukaryota; Metazoa; Arthropoda; Insecta; Diptera; Dolichopodidae.